GCGCCGCUUUCCUUAGUGAGCCCGGGCCCCACACGACUGGGAAUAAAGCCGGGCUUGUCUGGCCCGCGGAGGCCUCGACACACUGGUGCGCGCUUUCAGUCGGGAGGGUCUGGCCGGAUUACUCUGGAGCUGGGAACCUGCCGGGGAGCUAGCGUCCACAGAGCUAAAUUGAAAAAAGAGCAAAGACCUCUUAAAAGUCAUUUGGAAAUAUCUCUGAAUAUUGUAACUGUUUAUAAGCAGCUAAAGAGAAAUGGAUCUCCAGCAAAACUAACAGAAUAAUUGAAGCAGGUUUACGUGUGUGUCAUCAGUUCUAUCCAGAAGUUGAAGAACCUUCCUUUGAGUUUAACGAUUGUGUGCAUUUUAUGAGAGAAUGACUUUUCAAUUUAAUUUCACUAUAGAAGACCAUCUGGAAGAUGAAUUAACAUCCCUUGGAGAUGGAGCUUUGGCCCUAGAUUCCUCAGAAGAGUCUUCAGUCUCAGAAAGACAAAAAGGUACACAUAGAGACAAAAAACGUCCUACAGAACAGUUUGACCUGCUUCAGGAUCAUUUGUGGGAGCAUAAGUCAGCAGGAAAUGCAGGUCCCUCUCAAGACACAGGCAGCUCACUCAAUGCAGCUAACAGUUCAAGUAGCUUGGAGCCACAUGAAAAACAGCCCUGCUUUAGAGUUGCCAAAGAGCAUGCUAUGCCUAAAGAUUUAAAGAAAGUGUUAGAAAAUAAAGUCAUAGAAACAUUACCAGGUCUCCAGCAUAUGAACAUAUCAGUAGUGAAAACCAUCUUGUUGAAAGAGAACUUCCCUGGAGAAAACAUCAUUUCAAAAAGCUUUUCUGCUCACUCUGAUCUGAUUACAGGUGUUUAUGAAGGAGGUUUAAAAAUCUGGGAAUGUACCUUUGACCUCCUGGCAUAUUUUACAAAGGCCAAAGUGAAAUUUGCUGGGAAAAAAGUGUUGGAUCUUGGUUGUGGAUCAGGGUUGCUGGGUAUAAUGGCGUUCAAGGGAGGUGCCAAAGAAAUUCAUUUUCAAGAUUAUAACAGUGUGGUGAUUGAUGAAGUAACCUUACCUAAUGUAGUGGCUAACUCCACUUUGGAAGAUGAAGAAAAUGAUGUAAACGAAUCAGAUGUGAAAAGGUUCAGGAAAUCAAAAGUAGCACAAGCACUAUGUAAAUUCCGGUUCUUUUCUGGGGAGUGGUCUGAGUUUUGUAAGCUUUUACUAAGCAGUGAAGAACGUUUUGAAAAAUAUGAUCUCAUUCUUACCUCAGAAACCAUUUACAAUCCAGGUUAUUAUGGUCCUCUGCACCAAACAUUCCUUAGAUUGUUAGAUAAAAAUGGACGGGUGCUUUUGGCCAGCAAAGCACAUUAUUUUGGUGUGGGUGGAGGUACUCAUCUCUUUCAGAAGUUUGUUGAAGACAGGAAUGUAUUUGAGAUGAGAACACUCGAAAUAAUUGAUGAAGGACUAAAGAGAUUCCUAAUUGAGAUGAAUUUUAAGUACCCCAGUUAAUGCCCACUGAGUGUCCUAAGUGAAAUAAACAAAAUAACCAAAACUUGAAUGUUCGAUUUCUGCUUUGCUGUUAUUUUUUUCUGAAAUUAUGAUAUUUAGUUUUGUUUAUCCAAAUAAGAGACCAACUAUAUUAGCGACAUUGUACUUGCUAAGUGAGACUGAAAAAAUAGUGCUCCUCAGCAUUUGAAAAGAGCUCCUAGGAAAUCAUUUUGUGGGAAAGUUUUCUGUUCUCCACUUUCAUUCAAUUUGACCUUUCUACCACCUUUAGCAUAUAAAUUUGUUCCCAGGAAAAUCUGCCAUUUUUUACCUCAAGUUUGAAUUUCUUCCCAGUCUUUGUCAGUUUCUGUUCACAUGAAGUGCCUGAUCGAUCACCAUGCUGUUAAUUCUAAAGGCAUACAUAUGCAUCACUAAAUGAUUCUGAAUCUAAAUAUUAGAUUGAAGGCCUUGGGUAACUAGGAAGAAGUUUUUGUUUUGUUUUAUUUUUAUAUUCAUUUAUCUUGUAUAAUAAGAAUUAGAAUGCUGAGCAGUUGAAUUCAACAUUAAGAUGGAAGAAAUAAGGGGAAUCAUGAUAGAGAAUAUAAAGAUGGUACAGAAAACUUACAGUGCUUGUAGCCCUUUUUAGCCAAGGAAGUAGGAGACCCUAGGGUCUUGGUAGGAGGAAAAAGAAUAGGAAACAGAAUUCCAGAUUCUGGGGAGUAAAGACUCUUCACUAGUUAAGUAGGGCAAAGAAGGGGAGAAAAAGUAUUUUGAUUCUAAUGCAAAAAUGUUCACACUUAACAUAUCUAAAAUUGGGGUCUACCUUACUGUCUAAUAAUUAUUGUACAACUGGCAGUAUUUUUUUCCUUCUUGAAGGUACCUAAAAUAAUGGUACGACUUGGAUUCAAUGAAAUGUGAUAUUUACUGGACAUCUGUUAACUAGGCACUUUGUAUAUAUCUUGCUUAAUAUUUAUAACCUCAUAAAGUAUAUAUCAUCCCCAUUUUAAUAAUGAUCAUAAUAGCUAACAGUUUUCAGCAUUUACUAUAUGCAGGGUAGAAGAGAUUUACAUGUACUAACAUAUAAUAUUCGUAACAGCCCUGAAUUAGGUUAUAAUAACUAUCUAGAUUUUAUAAAGAAAUUGAGGGACUUCCCUGGUGGUGCAGUGUUUAAAAAUCCAGCUGCCAAUGCAGGGGGCAUGGGUUCGAGCCCUGGUCCAGGAAGAUCCCACAUGCCGCGGAGCAACUAAGCCCAUGCACCACAACUACUGAGCCUGUGCUCUAGAGCCCGCGAGCCACAACUACAGAGCCCGUGCACCAAAACUACUGAAGCCCACAUGCCUAGAGCCCAUGCUCCGCAACAAGAGAAGCCCCCACUUGCCACAACUAGACCACAUACAACAACGAAGACCCAACGCAGCCGAAAAUAAAUUAAUGAACAACAACAACAACAAAAAUUGAGACUCAAGAAAGUAAGUAAUUUGAUCCCAAUCACAUUCCUGACAUUCAGAAUCAGAAUCUGAACUGAAGUCUUUUUAAAAGCUUCACUCUUCACCACCCCAGUAGUCUUACAAUGCCUAUUUUUCAUCACAUAUAUUUCUUAGCACCCUUUUAUUAUUCCGAAAUGAAAGUCAUUGUUAAAGAAACUUAUUUACACACAUCAUUAAAAAUUAUAUGUAUUAUACAUAAAUCCCUAAUGCAU
Molecule: messenger RNA, 3167 nt
Organism: Globicephala melas (long-finned pilot whale)
Lineage: Eukaryota; Metazoa; Chordata; Mammalia; Artiodactyla; Delphinidae
Gene: METTL18
Product: methyltransferase 18, RPL3 N3(tau)-histidine
Biological process (GO): peptidyl-histidine methylation, to form tele-methylhistidine
Molecular function (GO): protein-L-histidine N-tele-methyltransferase activity
Source: RefSeq, a predicted model, not a curated record